This is a messenger RNA of Phragmites australis (common reed), 1161 nucleotides long. RefSeq lists its product as uncharacterized. The transcript is spliced from 10 exons. Gene Ontology annotation, molecular function: RNA binding. Lineage: Eukaryota; Viridiplantae; Streptophyta; Magnoliopsida; Poales; Poaceae. Gene Ontology annotation, biological process: nuclear polyadenylation-dependent rRNA catabolic process; TRAMP-dependent tRNA surveillance pathway; poly(A)-dependent snoRNA 3'-end processing. Gene Ontology annotation, cellular component: nuclear exosome (RNase complex); cytoplasmic exosome (RNase complex). The coding region runs from base 157 to 876 and encodes 239 amino acids. The record is from RefSeq and is a predicted model, not a curated record.
AUUUCCCCAGCCCGGCCAACAACGCUUCGAGGGCCAGGCCCAUCUUCUCCGCUAGAAACCACCACACGCACCGGAGCCAGAACCGCCGCCGCGCUCCGCUCCCAGCGUCUUCUCCUCGUCGCCGGUGUGCCCGACCGCCGCUUUCGAGUCUGAACAAUGGGGUCGAGGAGGCCGCCGCUCUCCGCCCUCGUCGACGAUUACGUGGUGCCCGGCGACGUCGUUCUGGACCUCUUAGAGAUGACCAACCAGACCAUCAAGCUCGGUGCCGGCUUGCGCCAGGAUUGUGAUACCAUCCAGGCGACCAGUGCCGGGAAGCUGCGACUGUCCAAGCCCAACAAAUAUUGGGUUGAGAGCUCCCAGAAGAGGUAUACACCUUCUGUAGAAGAUACAGUUCUUGGUAUUGUGGUUGACACUAAACCGGAUAAUUUUUUGGUGGACAUAAAGGGGCCUAAUUUGGCCUUUCUUCCCGUGCUUGCAUUUGAAGGUGGUACCAGGAGAAACAUACCAAAGUUCGAGAUUGGUACACUAAUAUAUGCCAGAGUCGUGAAAGCAAAUAGCAUCAUGAAUCCAGAGCUCUCGUGCAUGGAUGCUAUGGGGAAAGCUGCUGAAUUUGGUCAAUUGAAAGAUGGCUAUAUGUUUGACACAUCAACUAGCUUGUCACGGAUGUUGUUAAGUUCUCCAACAUGCCCAGUUCUGGAGGCCCUUGGGAAAAAACUUUCAUUUGAGAUUGCUGUUGGACUGAAUGGUCGAGUCUGGGUGAAUGCUCCUUCACCAAGUAAUGUCAUUCUUGUAUCAAAUGCAAUUAUAAAAUCAGAAUCUUUGAGUGGUAUAAAACAAAGAGUUAUGGUGGAAAAUCUCUUGGAGAGAUUGUCAUGAUGCAUUAUGAAUGGAUUUUAGAGGAUUGCUUGGCUUGGUGGCCCGGACGAUUGUGCAAACAGGAAGGGGCGGAAAUUGCUAUCGUAUCAACAGGGUACACUGGACGGAUCGUGGAUGAGGCUGGUAAAUCAGCUGGUUUUUUAAACUAGUUAGUAUUCUUUAGGGACUACUACAUGAUCUGGCCGUGUAUGAAGAUGCUGUAAAUUAGAUAUUUGCACAAGAUUGCUUGGCUAUCUGUUGAAAUAUGCUUGAUGGUUAUUGAAUUAUAAGUAUUUCAUAUUGAUA